This is a messenger RNA of Beta vulgaris subsp. vulgaris (sugar beet), 1609 nucleotides long. Its product is annotated as myb-related protein 306. The coding region runs from base 286 to 1290 and encodes 334 amino acids. Gene Ontology annotation, biological process: response to auxin. The record is from RefSeq and is a predicted model, not a curated record. Lineage: Eukaryota; Viridiplantae; Streptophyta; Magnoliopsida; Caryophyllales; Amaranthaceae. The transcript has 3 exons.
AUAAUUAAAAGUUAUAUAUAUACACUAAGGGUAUCCCUACUCUUGGACCCUUGUCUUUAACCUUUCUUUCUCUUCCAUUUUCUGAAAAAAUCCCAAAUCCAGAAACAAGAAAACAACUUUUCUCUCUUUCUCUUAAGAAGAAACCUAAGUUGCUACAAUUUUGAUAAAGACUACUUACUUAUUCUUAGCUACUACUACCACCCUAAAGUUCUGUUGUUUUUAUUUCUUAUACAUCAUUCAUAUACUAAUUAAAAAGAUUGAUAUCUUUUUUCUGGAGAGAGAAAAAUGGGAAGGCCACCAUGUUGUGAUAAAAUAGGUGUGAAGAAAGGUCCUUGGACUCCUGAAGAAGAUAUCAUCUUAGUUUCUUAUAUUCAAGAACAUGGUCCUGGAAACUGGAGGGCUGUUCCUACUAAUACUGGAUUGCGUAGAUGCAGCAAAAGUUGCAGGCUCAGAUGGACAAAUUAUCUUCGCCCUGGUAUUAAGAGAGGCAAUUUCACUGAACAAGAGGAGAAGAUGAUUAUACAUCUUCAAGCUCUUUUGGGCAAUAGAUGGGCAGCCAUAGCAUCCUACCUGCCACAAAGGACAGACAAUGACAUAAAGAAUUACUGGAAUACCCAUCUGAAGAAGAAGCUAAAGAAGGAAGAAGAAGGGCAAGAUGGUCAAAACACAUUAUCUCAAGAAGGGUUUUCCUCAAACUCAUCAUCUUCCACCUCUUCUUCCCAUAACACUUCCAACAAAGGACAGUGGGAAAGAAGGCUCCAAACUGAUAUCAACAUGGCUAAACAAGCCCUAUGUGAGGCCUUAUCCAUUGACAAGCCCGAACUUCUUUCAAGCCCAACCCAGGCCCAACAACAACAACAACAGUCCAUCUACGCCUCGAGCACUGAAAACAUUGCUCGGUUGCUUGAAAGCUGGAUGAUCCAUAAGCCCAUCUCAGGUGGAUCAUCACGAGAUUCUACUCAAAACUCUUGUAAUGAUAAGAAAUGGAUCAAGUCCCCUGAUCAUGAGGAGUUUAAGUCACUCCUACGCUUUAACUCGAAUUCGAACUCGUCAACAACUACUACAACCACUACCACUACUACCAACGACAAUAACUCGCAAGUGUCGGCGUCGGUGGAGGUGUUCCAGGACGAGAGCAAACCACGUUUCGUGACGGCGGCAGCGGUGGCGGAGGAACAAGUACCACUUUCUCUACUAGAGAAGUGGUUGUUUGAGGAAGGGAUUAGCCAGGAACAUGUAAACAUGUUGGACAUGUCCUUAGAUGUUGAAAAUGCUGCUGACCUUUUCUAGAAGAAGAUGGUAAUAAUUUGGUUGUUUUUUUUUUUUUGGAGUGAAGAGUUAAUUGAUUAGUGGUUUAAUGAUCUAAGAGGUGAAUUAAAAAUCGAUCACACUAGUGAUGCAACAGACGUCAAAAGUGUAAAUUAAUUACUAAGGAGAAUUAUUAGUAGUUUGUGACUAUGAUCAUUAUCAUCAUCCAAAUGUAUACAUAUAUAAAUGAUGUUAUGUCACAUAUAUUGGAUAAAAAUAAAAUCCAAUGCUAUACUACUAGUUCAUGACUUCAUAUAUAUAUAUAUAUAUAUUAUAUAUACUUAGUAUUUGUAUUGUGUUA